CUAACCUGAAAAUUAAACGUCAAAAGUUUAUUAUUAUAUCAUCAAAAUGUUCUCGCGAAUUUGUAGGUAAAAUAUGCAUGAAUUUUAUUAGUUUAGUAAUCAUAAGAAGUCUCAAAAAAUUUUUGUAAAAUAUGAAGCCCCUUUCUCAGUUGAGACUGAUAACAUUUGAUGUAACAGAUACUUUACUGCAAUUUAAAUCCAGCCCUGGCCAGCAAUAUGGAGAAAUUGGUGCUCUCUAUGGAAUUUCCUGCGAUAAAAAGGUUUUGAAUAAUCAUUUUAAAACUCAAUUUCGAAAAAUGAGUCAAGAACAUCCAAAUUUUGGACGUACUACAGGUCUGGGAUGGGAGAGGUGGUGGCAAACAGUUGUUAAAGACUCUUUCAAAGACUGUGAUAUAAAUUGUGACAAUGAAAAAUUAGAUCAGGUAGCGGCUCAUCUACUUGAUCUGUACAGAGGUCCAGAAGUAUGGCAAGUAGCACAUGGAGCAUAUGGACUUUUAUCUUUUCUUAGAAGUAAAGGUAUGACGCUAGGAGUAGUCUCAAAUUAUGACCCUAGGUUAAGACACGUCUUGAUCAACACCAGACUCAGGCACUAUUUCCAGUUUGUACUGAUAUCCUAUAAUGUAGGAUUCGAAAAACCUGAUCCUAAGAUUUUUCUUGAAGCAAUGUCUUCGGCUAAACUUGAAAAUCUAGAAGCAAAGGAAUGUUUACAUAUAGGAGAUCAAAAAUCUUUAGAUUAUGAUGGUGCAAGAAACUGCGGAUGGCAUGCCGUUUUAGUUGAUGACAAAGAAAAGUAUCCAGAUAUUGAUAAAGAACAUGUUUUUAAAAGUUUGUUUGAUCUUCAUAAGCAUUUUAUUAAAACUUCUGGCGAAUCGUUAUUUUCUCAUACAGUAUAACUGUAUAUUUUUUAAAUUAAUUUAUUCUUGUUUUUUGUGAAGUUUGUGUUCUUAGAACAAAAA
Diabrotica balteata is the source of this 956-nucleotide messenger RNA. The record is from the annotation of a GenBank genome assembly. Lineage: Eukaryota; Metazoa; Arthropoda; Insecta; Coleoptera; Chrysomelidae.